Molecule: messenger RNA, 420 nt
Organism: Eimeria acervulina
Lineage: Eukaryota; Apicomplexa; Conoidasida; Eucoccidiorida; Eimeriidae
Exons: 5
Coding region: 1-420 (139 amino acids)
Source: RefSeq, a predicted model, not a curated record
AUGCAAGGCCUCAAAAAGACUACGAAGGAGAAAACUGCACCUGCGGCUUCAACAGCAUCGUCGCGGGAAAAACGACAGCAGGAGUACAGCAUUGACUACGAGGCCUACCGCCACUUCGCCUUUUUUGCGGGCCUUUUGCUGCGGGCAAACGCUCCCAAGCCGACGAGCGCAGUGGACCUGGUCAAGUGGUACCUCACGGAGAAGGCUUACUGCGUUCCCAGGGAUUUGUCGCGACCUCUUGUUCCCAACGUGUAUACUACUUUAGUUCAUAAUCUUAUCUUGGACUCUUGCGUGGAGGUCGCCCAAGACUCAGGAGAAGAUGGUCACCUUAAGCUGCUCCCUAACAAAUAUUUUCUGCUGUGGGCGUGGAAAGAUUUCGCUUUAGACUUCGACGUCCGCAUGCGGGCGACCCCUUUUUGA